Varanus komodoensis (Komodo dragon) is the source of this 6506-nucleotide messenger RNA. It is a transcript of the gene TBX20, whose product is annotated as T-box transcription factor 20. Gene Ontology annotation, cellular component: nucleus. Lineage: Eukaryota; Metazoa; Chordata; Lepidosauria; Squamata; Varanidae. The record is from RefSeq and is a predicted model, not a curated record. The coding region runs from base 364 to 1698 and encodes 444 amino acids. Gene Ontology annotation, molecular function: DNA-binding transcription factor activity, RNA polymerase II-specific; RNA polymerase II cis-regulatory region sequence-specific DNA binding. The transcript is spliced from 8 exons. Gene Ontology annotation, biological process: cell fate specification; vasculogenesis; heart looping.
GCCCCGGCAGACGGCGCGGACCCGGCCAGGCUAGCUGGCUGCGCUCGCCCUCCGCGGAGAGAGCGCUGCCUCGGUCCGAUCCGCUCCGCUCCGCUGGGAAGGGAAGGGGAACGGGAACGAUGCGCGCAGCGUGACCCGAGCCCCGCCCGGCCCGGCCCGCGGCUGCCCCGAGCUCGCCCCCUUGGGCUCUUGCAAAGUUCCGUCCCGCCCGGCCCCGCUGCGCGGCGCUCUCCCCGGGACGCGCCUCCUGGCCGCUCUGCGCUCGGCGGGGCGAGCGCGGGGCUGCGCGCGUGGGGCGGGACGCGCAGGGACCCCCCGGCCUGGCGGAGCCCUCGCCGCCGCGCCCGCGCCCGCGCCGCCGGCAUGGAGUACACCGCCUCCCCCAAGCCGCAGCUCUCCUCCCGGGCCAACGCCUUCUCCAUCGCCGCGCUCAUGUCCAGUGCGAGCCCCAAGGAGAAAGAGGGCGCCGAGAGCAGCACCAUCAAGCCGCUGGAGCAAUUCGUGGAGAAGUCAUCUUGCUCUCAGGCUCGGAGCGACUUGCCCACCUUGGACACCCAAGGGGAUUUUAGCAGCGGCAGCAGCCCCUCUUCUCUGUGCACCGAACCCCUUAUCCCCACCACUCCCAUCAUACCCAGUGAGGAGAUGGCCAAGAUCUCCUGCAGUCUGGAGACCAAGGAACUUUGGGACAAGUUCCAUGACCUGGGCACAGAGAUGAUCAUCACAAAAUCUGGACGAAGGAUGUUUCCAACCAUUCGGGUUUCCUUUUCUGGUGUGGAUCCUGAAGCCAAGUUCAUUGUGCUUAUGGACAUUGUUCCAGUGGACAAUAAGAGAUACCGAUAUGCCUACCACAGGUCUUCAUGGUUGGUUGCUGGCAAAGCGGACCCGCCUCUUCCUGCAAGACUGUACGUGCAUCCGGAUUCUCCAUUUACAGGGGAACAAUUGCUGAAGCAGAUGGUGUCCUUUGAAAAAGUGAAGCUGACAAACAAUGAACUCGAUCAGCAUGGCCACAUAAUCUUGAACUCAAUGCACAAAUAUCAGCCCAGGGUGCACAUCAUCAAGAAGAAAGACCAUACAGCUUCCUUGCUGAACUUGAAAUCCGAAGAAUUUCGGACCUUCAUCUUUCCAGAGACGGUAUUUACUGCUGUCACUGCCUACCAAAACCAACUGAUAACCAAGCUGAAAAUUGACAGCAACCCUUUUGCAAAAGGAUUCAGGGACUCUUCCAGACUCACUGAUAUUGAGAGGGAAAGUGUGGAGAGCCUUAUCCAAAAGCAUUCCUAUGCACGCUCCCCCAUCAGAACCUAUGGAGGAGAAGAUGAAGUACUUGGAGAUGAGAACCAAGCAUCACAAAGCAGAGGAUCAGCAUUCACCGCAUCCGAUAACUUGUCCCUCAGUUCCUGGGUUUCAUCAUCAUCCAGUUUUCCUGGAUUCCAGCAUCCGCAGUCCUUGACUGCUCUUGGCUCUGGCACCACAUCUAUAGCCACACCGAUCCCUCACCCAAUCCAAGGAUCACUGCCUCCAUACAGCCGUCUGGGAAUGCCUCUCACACCCUCUGCUCUUGCCAGCUCAAUGCAGGGUAGUGGCCCAACGUUCCCUUCUUUUCACAUGCCUCGGUACCAUCAUUACUUUCAGCAGGGGCCUUAUGCGGCGAUCCAGGGACUGCGCCACUCUUCAGCAGUGAUGACACCUUUUGUAUGACUGACCCUAAGACAAAGGGAACCUAGCCGUGGCAUGGAAGUAAUUAUGGACCUGUCAGAAAGGCCCAUGGAGAACAAGUGGAGGAACUUCUUAAGAAAACCAGCUUGCCUAAAACAUUAUGGAGUUGGAGUCCUCCUUUGAGGGGUCAGCGUUACAUGAAGAAUGCAGCUUGGAGUGGCUCAGAAGCUAAGCCUGAUAAAGCCAAAGAGACUCCGCAGUCGCAAGGUCUGUAAUUAAAAGCCAAAUGAUCUGGAAGUGCACCAUAGCCGCUUGAUAAGUGGAUGUGGCCAUGCAGCAGUGUAUAGUAAUGCAGUGUACAGAUCUCCCCUCCCAGCAGAGGCAAAAGAGGCAAUCCUGUGCUAAUAAUGCUAUUGCUUUUUAUGAAUAAUGGGGAGAAGAUGUUGUUCUGAGCAUGUUUAGAGUACUUCAGCAUUAAGCUCACUAGGAAAGAAACAGAGGGAAAAUUCACCAUUUCCUCUCCCUUCAUUUCAAAGUAAAAGGUAGCUGGUGACUUCCAUGUCACAGGAGCUUUUUAUACAUUUCAGCUUUUAUUCUGAGCAUCAUAGGAGCUAUCUAGGGGGCAGAACUUCAUCCCCCCAAACAAGUUUACCAUCAUGGAGCACCUAUCAAGCUCAGAAUAAAAGCUGAGAUGUCUAAGGAGCCCCACUAACAUAGGGAUUUCCCCCUGUUCAAACGACUGACCAUGGUUCAUUAACACCACUGGGCAAAAUGUGUGGGAUUUCCUCCAUCAUGGAUGCCAUUCGGAAUGAUGGCAACUGUGGCCAGUCCAUUGUGCACUCUUGUGAAAUUAGAGCAUGUGGGCUGGUGCAACUUUUCCACUGAACCACAAUUUGGGGAGAGAAUGUUGCCUGUGGAUAAUGCCCACAUAGCCUCAUUCAAAACCACAAGUAUAUUCAAGAACAAAAUAAUGUCAUCCCCUAUCCUUUUUCCAUACUUCAGAUUCACUACAUUAUCUCAGUUCAGCUUUGGCAGUGUAGAACCACACCAAAACAAAGAAAAAUAUAUUUAAUUGAGAAAUGUUUUCCUUGCAUUUUCUGGGUUGAGUCAAUUUAAAUGCCAGCUUGCUGGACAUUAAUUAGUAUCUAAAUUUCUUAAUCGAAAAUUUGAAUAUGCCUCAACAUAAAACAUUUCAUUUUGUAUUGAGCAUAUUGGGUCAAUAUAGGACUGGUCCUUAUAGCUAAGAUUUUCUGGGACACUGAUAGCAGCCAAAGUAACUGAUGGGAAAACAGGGCAACUAUCUGUGAAGUUUCUGUUAUUUUGUUCACAACUUUUUGCAAAGGUUAGGAGAGUAUAGAAUUAAUUUUCAAUAGUUGGUUAUGGUGAGUCUGUGUGUUAUCUCAGUCACUUUAAAUACAAUGACAAUAUAUAUAGGAAUGGGUGAUGUUUUGCAUAAUGUCCCCUUCUUGGAAAAGUGUAGGAACUGGAAGAGUGCCAACAUUCUUAAAUUAGGCCUGAUCCAUAUAUGUUACUGUAUGGAAAGACAGAACCCGUAACUAGUUCCAAUAAAUUGCUAAGAUUGCGAGAGUAAUGCUUACAACCAGAACUGAUGGACCAUACUGUGUUUGCGCACACACGCGUCAUAUCCAUCAGAUCCCAUCAGUCACAUCGUUCACAGAAUGUUAUGGGAGUAUUGUGGGGGGCAGCCACAGAAAAUUGGCAGCCAUAUUGCACUGCAGGAAUAAUGUGUUCAUGGAAGAUUUAUAAAUGGGAGAUCACAGUUAGCAUCUACUGUUAGUCUUUCAGAGCCUUCUUUAUUGUAUAAUUUAUUUUGGUUUAACAUUUAAUGUUUUCUGCCCCCUUCCAUUAUUAUUCUCUGCUAAAUGCUGCAAAUUCAAUAGGUUCCACAAUGAAAAUCAACACAGUAAAAUUAAUAAGGUUCUACUAUGUCUGUUCCUUGCCCAAGAUUAGAAAAGGGCAAGUUGGAAGACCUAGGAAGAUGAUAGAAAUCAACUUGUUCCCAAUAAGAGUAAACUAAAGCCCACUUAAUGGAAAUUUUGCAUGUAUUUCUGAUAUGGGACAAAUAAAAAAGCAGGAAGUCACAGAUAUCAAGAAGAGCCAACACUGCCUGAACCAGUGUAGGGUGCAGUCGUAUGCAUGUAUACACCGAAAAAGUCCUACAACUUCUAGCAUGCACUAGCUAGUCAGGAUCAUUGGCUUGGUGCAUACUUUAAACAAUCAUAGCCUUAAACAUAAGAUUAUAUUCUUUGAUGCUCUUAGAUUAGCCUGCCCCAUCUCGUAUUUUACCUCCCAUCAGUCCAGUCAGCAUGACUAAUGGUCAGAGGCCAAAAUGGAAAAUGCCAGAUUUAUUAUUGAGUAUAUAACUCUUAAUUCCACCCCUCGUGCUGCAUUUUCUGUUGCCUGCUUGCCUUUCCACAGAACUUGAAAAAAAUACAAUGAUAUGGAAUGCAGGUGUACAGUCAAUAGUCAUCUGAAGCAAUGAUAGACAGAAAGCAUAUGUCCAGGUGUUUUGGACAAGUUUCCAGCAUUCUUGACCAUUUGCUGUGCUGGCAGGGGCUUCUGGGAGUUGAAGCCAACAUACAGAAGUGUCUCUUCUGUCCAUCCCUGUUCUAAGGUACUGCUUUGUGGCUUGCGGACACUUGUUAGACUCCUGAUAAUUUCAGCUUUCAAGAGAGGAGUAUCCAAAUUUCUUACGAUUUCCAAAGCAAUUUUUGGAGGAAAAGCUGAAGUGGUGGAACCAAUGAAACAACAUUUCAAAAGUCUCAGUUAUAUCAGGUUCCAUUCUCAUGAUUUCUCAUUACAUUUUAGGAAGAUUUAUUGAGUGGAUGAAUUAUAUUUACAUAUUGGAGGAUUAUUAUUCCAGAAGAAGAAUACUAUAAAACAAAUUCAACAUGUUCACCAAACCAGCACAAUCAAUAGAAUGAGUAGCAUACUUUGAUGGUGACUCUAUGUGUGCUAAUUUGGAAGUAACUCAGUAAAACUGGUAACAUGUAGGAUUAGAAAGGUUAUUAAUUAAACACAAAUGUUAGCAUUAUCCUUGCUUCUGAAGUGGCUCUCACAGUGCAAUCCUAUGCAUAUUUACACAGAAAAAAGUCUGUUAUGUUCAGGGGGCUUAUCCCCAGGUACGUAAAUGUGAAACAGGAUUGCAGCCUCAUGUCAUGCAAGUUGUGCAUCAUUAUAGAAUCCCAAAUCUCAGACACACAAUCUAGAGAAAGUUAAAAGGGGUAAAUGGAUAACUAUGUGGAUUUUAUGGAUGUUCUGUCGGGGUGGAAUUUAACUCAAAAAGUGAUCUCACAGUUUAAAGUAGGCCACUGUUAUUGAUCUACUAUAAUCCAGAACAGUACAAUAUGUCACAAGCAAAGAACAAGAAUUUGAUAUAUCACAUGCACAGCCGAUAACUCAAGUGUAGGAUCUCAGCCACACACUGCACAUCAAGUCGCAAGACAUAUAACAUGCCUAUUUGUAGCAUAUUACUAAGGAAGCAGGCAUUUGUAAAAUGAGAUUAAGGGUUUUUUGAAAGGUCCUAGAACGGAUGGGUCCAUGUGUUUCUGGUGCAUAUAAGUUUUGCUUCCAUCAUUCAUUAAUCCAAUCCUGCUUUUGCAUUGUUCCAGCUAUACAUGAUUCUUAAAUUCAUGAAAUUUUAAAAUGUAUAUUUAAAUACAUAAUUUUGCAAUAUUUUCUUAUAUAAUAGGCAUUCUGAAAUGUGGUAUCUCCCAAAAUAUACAUGUCUAAUGCUUUUUAUCCUAAACCAUGUUCUUAUGGGGAAAAAACUGGUUAACAAAAUUGGUAGAAGGUUGAUUUUGAAGAAUUAAUUUUGCUCCAAUCUGCACAUUAGUCUAUGAGAUAUAGGUCAGUUCAUAUCAGAGUUCACAAAGUUCAAGUUCCCCAGCAUCUCCAUUUAGAAAAAUAGCCGAGGAAAAAAAACACCCAUUUUACAGCUGGAGUACAUUGGUAUGGCUAGUAUUAGUUCCAAGGAAAGGGAGUUUAUCUUUUAAUAGAAAACUGAGCCUAAGCCUAUGCUGAGCAGAUUCAUAAGAAAUGUGAAACACGUUUCUUGCAGGUAAAUAUGUUCUGGCAUUUUCCCUUUCUUAACAAGAAUAAAGAUGUAUCGUAUUGAUCAACUCAAUGAUUUCAGUUUCUCUUUUAAAAAAAUGCCAGGGUUUGAUUAUUAUUUUUUGAAUAUACUAAGCAAUGAUUUCAGUCAAUAAAGAUGUAACCUUAUGCAUGGGAGUUAUAGGACAAUUUUCCUAUCCAAAAAGACAUAGGAUUCUGCUCUACAUAUAUUACUUUUUAAAUAACUUAUUUUAAGGGGUUUUGAACGACAAAUACAGGUUGCUGUAUUUUAGCUCUGCCACAUUUGAAAUAGGCAUUUGGUUUCUUUCUGUCACACCAGAAAAAUGAGGAAAGUGUUCUUCAAACAUGGGGAAAGUGAAAACUGGAGAUAGUUUCUCUUAACAGAUUGCAUUACAGUCUGUUGUUUGCUGUGUUAAAUUGUUUUAAUUAAUUGCGUGAGCACAUUCACCAUGUAAUGAUGUGCGCGUGUGUGUGUUGGAGGUAAGGGCAAAAUGUUUGUGGGGAUGGGAGUACAUACAUUAGGAAAUGACAUCCAACAACAACAGGAAAAGACUUUCUUUUUUAAGUGCAAUAUAUUUAUUUCUGCCAGAAAUAUGUCAACAUUAUGUGAUAUUUGAAGCACUAAAUGUGAUUUGUAAACAGCUUAAAAUGAUUAUAUAUAUAUAUAUAUAUAUAUAUAUCACAAAAUUGUACAGAAGUGCAAAUGUGUGGAUAUUCAUUUUCUUUCAUUAAAAUAUUGGGAUUUUUAAAUAUAA